Messenger RNA from Acaulospora morrowiae, 303 nucleotides. NCBI's taxonomy places the organism in Eukaryota, Fungi, Glomeromycota, Glomeromycetes, Diversisporales, Acaulosporaceae. The record is from the annotation of a GenBank genome assembly.
AUGGAUAAAGCCCAGUUCCGAUCGGUGAAGAAGUCAGGAAACUUUCCGGAACCCGAAAUGUCGUCUGAAAUAAAACAACCACUUUUGAGAAUUCUAGAAAAGAGACUAUCUGACUACAAAACUUCAAUAACUGAAGAUGAGGCAAUAUUGGAAAGGCAAGAAGUUUCAUUGAGGUUAAGAUAUGCUGUAAUGUUAAGAUUAAGUGAAAAAAGAAUACUUCAAAAGCAUAUCGAUUAUCUUAAGUUGUUUAAAGUUGAGGAUAACAAUGAGGGAGGUAGUAACAAGAGAAGAAAGCUGAAAUAG